CCCAUUGGCCCCGCCCCGACCUUUCCCUCUCGUUCUCCGCCUCCGCCUCCGGCCACGCUCCUCACCUGGGUGGGACAAGCGCGACCGCGACGCAAUCAACGAACGCCCAGCGCCCAGUCAAACACUCCUCCCCGUCCUCCACCCCUCCCUUCCCCUACCCGCUCGCCGCCUUCGCUGACCCCGCCCGCCCCGAUCCCGCCCGACCCAUGGCGUCGGAGAUCGAGGUGCUCGAGGACACCACCACCUCCUCCACCUCCCUCGUCGCGGCGGCGUCCACGGCCCCUUCCCCCGCGGAUGGCGCGGGGGCGGAGGCGGCGGCCCCGGAGGACGAGUCGCUGAAGAACGACGUGUACACCGCGGCGGCCUACGGCGAUCUGGAGAAGCUGCAGCGGCUGGUGGAGGGGGAGGGCCGGCCCGUCGGCGAGCCCGACGGCGGGGGGUACCACGCGCUCCAGUGGGCCGCGCUCAACAACCGCGUCGCCGCCGCGCAGUACAUCCUCGAGCAUGGAGCAGACAUAAAUGCUGUGGAUCAUACUGGACAAACAGCACUUCACUGGAGUGCUGUGCGUGGUCAUAUUCAAGUUGCUGAACUACUUUUGAAAGAAGGAGCUAAGGUGGAUGCUGCUGAUUUAUAUGGGUAUCAGGCCACACAUGUUGCAGCACAGUAUGGUCAGACUGCAUUCAUUUAUCAUAUUGUUGCGAAAUGGAAUGCUGAUCCAGAUGUCCCUGAUAAUGAUGGAAGAAGCCCUUUACAUUGGGCUGCAUAUAAGGGAUUCGCAGACUCAAUACGGCUUCUUUUAUUUUUGGAUGCGUAUAGGGGACGACAAGACAAAGAAGGUUGUACUCCUUUACAUUGGGCUGCGAUUCGAGGGAAUCUUGAGGCCUGCACUGUGCUAGUUCAGGUCGGCAAAAAGGAUGACUUGAUGGUGAAAGACAAAACUGGUUUAACUCCAGCACAGCUUGCUGCUGAUAAGAAUCACCGGCAAGUUGCAUUUUUCCUUGACAAUGCUAGAAGGGUAUAUGACAGAGGAUGUGGUGCGAAUACCAAAUUUGGGAAAUUUUCAAAAUUAGGGCUUGCUCCACUUCUUUGGUGCACCAUUAUCGUCAUGCUUAUUACGUACAUACACUCCGUUAUAUCAGGACAAUAUGCCAUGAAUAUGACAGCACCAUUUGGGAUGUUCGCGUGGUCAGGAGUUUUUCUUGCAACUGCUGGGUUGGUCAUGUUCUAUAAAUGUAGCAGGAAAGAUCCUGGCUACAUCAACAUAAAUACAAGGGGCUCGCAAAAUCAAAGGGAUGAUGAACCAUUGUUGAAGAUGGAAUUAGAAAAUCCUGCACUUCUUUCUGGCAACUGGUCACAACUUUGUAUAACCUGCAAAAUAGUGAGACCUGUUCGUUCAAAACAUUGCUCUACAUGUGAUCGUUGUGUGGAGCAGUUUGACCAUCACUGCCCCUGGGUAUCUAAUUGCAUCGGAAAGAAGAACAAAUGGGAAUUCUUCAUGUUCCUCACUCUAGAAGUUUUUGCAAUGAUCAUUACUGGUUCUGCUGCCAUUAUGAGAAUUGUAGGGGAUCCAGAUUCUCCAUCAUCUUUUGGUGAUUGGAUUCAUUAUUCUGCGUUUCAGCAUCCUGGAGUGGUUUCGUUUCUUGCAAUGGAUUUUUUCCUUUUCUUUGGCGUUGCAUUUCUAACAGUUGUUCAAGCGUCGCAGAUAGCAAGGAACAUUACAACAAACGAGAUGGCAAAUUCCAUGAGAUACGCCUAUCUCAGAGGCCCAGGUGGCAGAUUCAGAAACCCAUAUGAUCAUGGGAUUCGCAGAAACUGUUCUGACUUCUUGUUAAAUGGAUACAAUGAGGACAUUGAACGGCUAGAACAGACAUUGCACACUGAUGAGGAAAUGGGAAUGAUACAGAUGACAAGUGCAGUCUCACAGAAUGGUGACAACCCUUUACAUCAUGGUAAUGGCACUGACCAUAGUUGCACUGAUUCACAAGCCAACUCAAAACCUCAUAGCCAAGUGGGUCCGUCUCAGUGUUGUGACCACAGUAAGAGGAAUGAUAGGACGCCAUUGGGCCUAGGAUUGGGCCUUGGGCGAAACAGUGCAUCCCGGCAGUACGUUCGGUCUCUUAUCCCAUUGUGAUCCAUAAGUUGGAAACUUGGAGAUCAUGUGCUUGUUUCACUGUAGAUUGUACGUGUUCACUGCUCAGGCUCCAUCUUUGGUUCACCUUCUCUUGCAUUAUUUACCAUAUAGCAUUGGCUAGGUACUAUUAACAUUGUUGGGGCAUUAGCUCGAGUACUCAGAUAUAUCUAGUGCUGUAAUUUUGCGGUGAAUACAAAGGAGAUGAAGGUAGCAACUUGCUUGCGAAUAUCAGCUGAUCUGCAGUUUGGAAAUAUCAGCUGAGAGCUGCGGAAAAGAUAUCAGUUAUGGUGGAUGCAGCAGCACGAAAUGUCUCCACAGUUGUUGUAUACAGCAGGUUCCGUGGUUCCCCCAUUGUUAAGCAUGAUACGAGUUUGGAAAAUGUAACUGUAAAUCGAGAAAAUUGUAAAUUGAUUAGUAAGCUCACUGUAGCAGAGCUGUUUUCCUAUUUCAUUCAUUCUCCAGUCAUAUUAUUGUUAUGGGCCACGGAAUUUUGCUGUUUUCCGUUGUGGAUACCCCAGUUGGUCUGGUUAUGCAAUGUACUGGUGGAGCACGGUUGUGGAUGUUUUGGGGUUUAGGAGAUUCUUCAUUUCUUCUUGCUACGAAACGUGUUAUGAAAUGACAGUGUCAUGACCGCAUCUUUUCCUGUC
This is a messenger RNA of Panicum hallii, 2779 nucleotides long. RefSeq names its product protein S-acyltransferase 24-like. The transcript is spliced from 13 exons. Bases 207 to 2132 code for a protein of 641 amino acids. The record is from RefSeq and is a predicted model, not a curated record. Gene Ontology annotation, molecular function: protein binding; palmitoyltransferase activity. Gene Ontology annotation, cellular component: Golgi membrane. Gene Ontology annotation, biological process: protein palmitoylation. Lineage: Eukaryota; Viridiplantae; Streptophyta; Magnoliopsida; Poales; Poaceae.